AUGUUCUUUGUUAGAUAUAUAUAGCAAGUUCAAUAAAUUUUUGAAUGGCAUUUGGCUACACAUACAUACAUACAUACAUACAUACAUACAUACAUACAUACAUAAAAAAAUUAUAAUAAUAAAAAUAUAUUUAAUUUUCAUAAAUUAAAUUGCUUUUCAAUAUUUUUGAAAAAAAAAAUGAUAUAAGAGAAAAAAUCAUUUAACAGUUUAGAAGAAUUUUUAAAGUCUUCAUUUUAAUCGCAUUAGGCUCUAGAUAUGAAUUUAAAUUUGAAAUCAUUUGGUGAUGAAGGUUCAUCAAGUUUAAGUUCUGGUUUAGGAUAAUGCACUAACCUCUCAUAUUUGACUCUUAUUGUUGGUUUCAAUUAAAUAAGUGCAAUUGGUGCAUCAAGCUUAGUUUCUGCUUUAGGCAAGUGCACUAAUCUUUCAAAUUUGACUCUUUAUUUAUACCACAAUUAAAUUGGUGACGAAGGCACAUCAAACUUAGGUUCUGCUUUAGGAAAGUUAAUUAAUAUCUAAAAUUUGACACUUUACCUUAGUACAAAUUAAAUUGGUGCAGUUGGUGCUUUAGGCUUAGGUUCUGGUUUAGGAACAUGCACUAAUCUCUAAAAUUUGACACUUGAUCUUUCUAACAAUUAAAUUGGUGAUGAAGGUACAUUAGGCAUAGGCUCUGCUUUAGGAAAAUGCACUAAUCUCUAAAGUUUGACUCUUUAUCUUAUUGGUAAUACAAUUGGUGCAGUGGGUGCAUCAUGCUUAAGCUCUGCUUUGGGAAAAUUCACUAAUCUCUCAAAUUUGACACUUGAUCUUUAUCUUAAUUAAAUUGGUGAUGAUGGUGCAUUAGAUCUAGGCUUUGCUUUAGAAAAGUGCAAUAAUCUCUAAAAUUUAUCACUUUACCUUGCAAAAAAUUAAAUCGAUUCAUAAGAAAGUUCAUGCUUAGCCUCUACAUUAGCUCAGUGCAAAAAUCUUUCUGAUUUGACACUAUUGCUCAAUGAAAAUUAAAUUGAUGAUGAAAACAUAUAAGGAUUGAAUUCUGUUUUAAUAUAGUGUACCAAAAUCUAAAAUUUGACUCUCUGUCUUCGUAACAAUUCAAUAACAAAACAAGGAGCUUCAUAAUUGGGUAAAGGUCUUGCUUAAUGUACAAAUCUCACUAAGUUGAUAAUUGAUAUGUUCAAUAAUUAAAUCGGUGCCUAAGGUGUUUCAGAGUUGGUUUAUGGAUUAAGUCAAUGCCCUAACCUCUCAAAUUUAUUACUCUUACUUUACAAAAAUCAAAUAGGUGAUGGAGACCUAACAUGCUUAAGUUCUAACUUAGCUCAGUGCACUAAACUCUAAACAUUAAAGCUAAUUAUUCCGAAUAAUUCAAUCAACUCAUAGGGAGUAUAAUAAUUAUGUUCAAAAUUAGCUAAAUGCACAUAUUUAUCAACUUUAGAAUUAAGUCUAAGUGGAAAUUGUAUAGACGAUGAUGGUUUAUCUGAAUUGGGUGCUAGUUUAUCUAAAUGCUCUAAUCUCAAAAACUUAAUAUUAUGGCUCAACCAAAAUUAAAUAACAUCAUAAGGUACUUCAAAUUUUGGUUCUCAUUUAGCUUUUUACCCUAAUAUAUAAUCUUUGACACUUGGUCUUUGUGACAAUUAAAUUAAUGAUAAGGGUGUUUCAAGUUUGGGUUUAGGUUUAGCACAGUGCUCUAAUUUAUCAAGUUUGAUAUUAUGGCUGAACUUCAAUAUAAUUGGCGAUGAUGGUUCAUUAGCUUUAGGUUCUGGAUUAGCUUAAUGUAUUAAUCUCUCAAAUUUAGAACUCUACCUUUCUGAUAAUGGAAUAGGUGACAAAGGUGCUUUAGGCCUAGUUUAAGGGUUAUCUUAGUGUGUUAAUCUCUCAAUUUUAUUCCUCUACCUAGAAGAUAAUUUAAUUAGUGAAUAAGGGACAUCAUCUAUAAGAACAAAGGUCCUUAAAAUGAAGAGGUUAACUAAGAAACUUGAUUUGAAUUGA
Molecule: messenger RNA, 1977 nt
Organism: Tetrahymena thermophila SB210
Lineage: Eukaryota; Ciliophora; Oligohymenophorea; Hymenostomatida; Tetrahymenidae
Product: kinase domain protein
Exons: 21
Molecular function (GO): protein binding
Source: RefSeq, a predicted model, not a curated record